AUGCCAAAUGUGUAUUCAUUAUUAGAUCCUAUACUUUAUUCUUCGUUAAUAAAGAAUAAAACAUAUAAAAACGUAGAAAAUAAUGUUGUUGGUAAAAAAUGCAGUUAUAUAUCAACACCUCAACCUGAAGAUAAAAAUAUAAUUAACGGUCAGUUAAUUGUUUGGAAUUGUCCUGCUGGUUACUUUUGCCCCAAUUUCAACUCUUCGUUUAAAUGCACUCCUGGGUUUUUUUGUCCAAAAAAUUCUGCGCAACCAUCAUACUGUUGUGAAGGCUUUUAUUGUUCUAAAGACACAAAAAAUAUAACUUUAUGCCCACAAGGUCACUUUUGUACUGUUGGAACUGUUACCCCAACAUCUUGUGACUUCCUUGCAAUUUGCCCUUCCGGUUCAGUAAAAGCUAAUAAAAUAUUUGCUUACGCAUUGGGGCUUCUCUUUACAACAGAAAAGCCAGGUCAUGUGAUAUCGUAUGGUUGUUUGGAUCCGAUCUCAGAAACUUUUGACAUUGAAUUCGAAAAUAUAGGACUAGGAAUUAGAGGAAAUUUUCAACAUGGAAGAGCUUGUGCAAUUAUGGGUCCAUCAGGUGCGGGUAAAACUACUUUAAUAUCGAUUUUAACCGGAAAGGUAAAGAAAACAAGCGGAAAAGUCAAAGUUAACGGAGUAGAGGAACCGUUGGAAAAAUACAGAAAACUUAUCGGCUUCGUACCACAAGAAGAUGUAAUGCUACGUGAAUUAACUGUAUUAGAAACCUUGAUGCAUUCAGCGCAAAUGCGUUUGCCAGUUAACAUGGAUCGAACGGCUAAAAAACAAAAAGUCAUUGAAACGAUUAAAUUUUUAAAGUUAGAUCAUGUGAUGCACUCUAAAAUUGGAGACGAAGAAAGACGUGGUAUUUCGGGAGGCCAACGCAAACGUGUAAAUAUUGGAAUAGAAUUGGUUACUGAACCAUCGAUACUGUUUUUGGAUGAACCAACUUCAGGGCUUGAUUCAGUCACGGCGUUAGAAGUAUGUACGAUGCUAAAAAAUGUUGCUAAAAAUCGGAAAUUAACCGUGGUUGCAAUUAUCCAUUCACCGUCUCCGCAAGUUUUUAAGACAUUUGAUGAUCUUUUGCUGUUGGACAGCAGAGGAGGUCUUGUAUACUUUGGAAAAACAAAUAAAGCAAAAAAUUAUUUUGAAAGUCUCGGUUAUAAUUUUCCAGAUGAGAAAGAAGAAAGUUUAGCUGAUUUUAUUAUGAAAAUUGCUUCUGGAAAUGUAAAACCAAUAAGACGCAUGUCUUAUCCACAUCAAAGAUACACGUUUCACCCAGGCCUUGUAUCUAUUGACGUUUCCGAAAAUGAAUUAUUAGAAUCGAAACAUAAGCCUAAAAAGCUAGAAAUAAUUUUUCAAAUAGUUGAAGAUAUCAGAAUAUACAUAAAUGAAGUUAUUUUGGAAUUAAGUAUGUUCUUAAAGUGUUCACUACUAUUCUGGAAACAUGAUCCAAUUCGCGAUACUCCAAAUACGCUUUGCGCAUUUUUAUUAUUGAUUAAACGAGCUUACUUACAAGUUUACAAAAGUUCUACACAAUUCUUAUCGGAUCAAAUCAUGCAUCUCUUUUGUGGUACUUUUUCUUCAUUGGCGAUUUCAACAUCUGAAUUUAAAGGAAAACCACCUAAUGAAAUCUGCGAAAUUGCCCCAUAUGUGCUCAAGGCUACAUGCGUUGUCCCUCUUGAUCGUGUUAAGACUAUUGGAAUGUUCAUAACAGUUGGAAUAACAUUUGCAGCAGCUAGUGCUGGAACUUCAACAUUUGGAUUCGAAAAAGCUGUUUAUUGGCGCGAUGUCUCAUCUGGAAUGAAUACUAUUCCAUAUUUUUUGGCUAAACUUAUUAACGAUUUUCCUCGAAUAAUUAUCGCAGCUAUCAUGUUUUCAUUAUCCCUUUUUGUAUUUUACCCAUUUGAAGCUAAGUUAUAUGAGAUAUAUGUUAUCGUUCUUUCAAAUUAUUUUACUUCAUGGAUUAUGGGUUAUUUUAUAUCAAUUCUUGUUCGAAAAGAAAAAUUCGGAUUGGUUUGUACAGUAUUCGCUCUUGCUUGGGGGUUAGUUUUUAGUGGUGGAUCCCUUACUUUGGAUGAUAUUAAAAGCAAUAACUCCUAUAAACCUUUAGAAUGGUUAUGGGAAAUUUCAGCACAAAGAUGGGUGGCCGAAGCAAUUUAUCUUAGAGAUUUGGCUCCUAGAUCAUGGAAUGAAAUUAAAGAUGAAAAGUUAAAAUAUACUUAUAGUUUUGACGAUUAUCCUAUAUGUUUCUUUUAUAUUUUCUGUAUUGCUCUUGGAUGGGCUCUUCUGGCUCUUUUUGCUUUGAAAUUAAUGCAUAGAGAUAAACAAAAGUAA
Messenger RNA from Dentiscutata erythropus, 2355 nucleotides. Lineage: Eukaryota; Fungi; Glomeromycota; Glomeromycetes; Diversisporales; Gigasporaceae. The record is from the annotation of a GenBank genome assembly.